CACUGUCAGUCAGUUGAAAGAAUUGAAUCGACGCAUUAAGACGGGUGUUGCGACUACUGCGAUCAAUUAUAAACAAAACUUGAGUGAAAAAUUCGAAUUGUGCUGGUGAAUCUCGUUGCGAGUGAAGUGAAUUCAAAUCAAUAUUCUUUGUUAAAAAGUUUUCAAUAAUUCAGAACCAAUCAUUCCAUUUGAAUUUUUGCGCAUUUUCAACAUAAUGGCCGAAGCAAAUACUGAGCAGGGAAAAGAGUUUAAUAAAUUAAAACAUGACUUGGAAGAGCAUCGAGAGUUAAUUUUACUUCUCAGUUCCGUGCUAAAAUGGGAGAAGAAAUUCUAUCCAGGAGUUAUAUUUGGCGCAAUAUCAUUUUUGUUCCUGAUUUUAUGGUUUUUGAAUUUGUCGCUGUUGACAUUGGUCGGGGUCAUCGGUGUCGUCUGCAUUCUUAUUGAUUAUGGAUAUCCAAUCGUUUCGAAAAUCAUUUUUAAACCAGAAAAUUGGACUGGCGCCCAAGAGAAGGCCUACGAAGAGGUCGUCAACGAAAUUUUAGCCAUCAAAUUGAAAGUAUGCGGUAUCACCAAAUAUGCAUGCAUACCGAAAGAAGAAAAAACAAUUGUGUACUACCUCGGCGCUGCUGGUGGUUUUAUUGCGCUCGCCUAUAUUGGCUCAGUCAUAGACAACUUUUUGUUGAGCUAUUUGGCUAUACUCGGUGUUGCAUUGUUCCCCGGUCUCAGUCGUCAUGGUGUCGGUAAAAUUGUCAUCGAAAAAUUGCUGGACCAAGUAAAACAAAUCAAAGAAAAAACCAUCAAGAAAAAUUAAACGAACAAAUAAUUAAGCACGCGCUCGACGCACCUUGCAUUCCCAAUAAUCAUUUUAUUUUUCUCAAUUUGUGUGCGUGUGUGUGUAUGUCCGUAAAUGCGUUUCCGCUUUUCCGAUGAUAAAAAAAAAUCAACGGCCCAAUAAUAACAACACCGAUUUAUACACACAUAGACCGAUAAACAGUAAAAAAAUAAUAAUAAUAAAAAAUGAAAAACCAAAGCAACCAUCGCAUGAAUUGCUACAUUUUUUUAUUUUUCGUAAUGGCGUGCGUUGAGCAGUGAUUUUCAAUGCUACAGCACAAUUUAGACGUAAAUUAUUAUUUAACAAGAAAAAAAGAGACAAAAAAAUCUACUAAAAAAAUACAUUAAAGAUAUUACAUGUGAUUCAUAACAUUUAAUCUUUGAUAAUUUAUAAAAUGAUGUUUACAUGACCCACACAGAGCAAAACAUUUGAGAGCAUUGUACGAUGAAAUUUGAUUGUUAGAGAACGUUUUCUUUUUUCGUUUAUAGAAACCAGACAAUGGAACACAUACAUAUUUAAAUGGAACAUAUUUAUAGAAAAUAGUAAACAAAAAAUCAGGCUCCACUUGAAAAUGUACAACACUUGUACAUUUCAUUUGGGAUUCUUUCUUUCAAAAUUUAUAAAAAUUAUUGCUCCUCAUUCCAUAGAGGAAUCACCCAAUCUAUAUAACAAAACUUUUCUAACUAUUCGUAUUUAUAUAGCUAAAUGACAUUUUUUUCCCGUACAAAAGAAAACAACCACAAAAAUUUACUACUCGAAAAACGUAAACUGACUUAUUCAAGCAUUAGCUGCUCAUGUGUUAUGAACAAAUUUGAAUAAUUGUCAUCUCAAACAUACAAAUGAAUCGAUACACAAAAAAAAUAUUAUUGAAAUACUUUCUUGGAAACAUAUUCGGGACGUUGCGCACGAUGAAUUCAUCAUCAAUGGUCGAAUUUAUCCGGAGAAUUUAUUAGAUCAAUUUUAAAACGCAUCUGCAGAAUAUUUGUACUGCAAGUGCGCCGAAUGAAGUUAAUCAAAUAAAUUUAUCGAACAUACUCAAUUAUUGAUUAUGAAUUCAUCGCACCGAAUGCCCUGAACAAAAUAUAUUUAAAAAUAUUUGAACAUUUUUUAUACUGAUAUAAUAUGAAGGACGAGAAUGUUUGCUGCAUUUUUCACAUAAAAACAAAAUUUGAUUUUUUUCCAUCAAAUUGAUAGAUUGUAAAACGAAGAAAUAAUCGUGUUUGUGUCCAGUAUUUUUUUUCCUAUCAUUUGCGCGCAUUUUUAAAAUACGUUUUAUUCCACUUGAAUGAUUUUUUUUCGACUUCUUGAUAAUGGAUGACAUCAUUUCUUGAAGAAAAAUGUAAACAAAAGCUGCUGCUUUUUUCAUUCAUCACCAAGCAAAAUCUUUAAAAAUUUAAGAUCUAAAAAUAAAUUGUAAUAAUUCGGCAAAUGCUAGCAGGCCAUCAAUGUUUUUUUUAUCGCAUUUUAAUAUAAAAACAAAAUACAGAUUACGAGAAAGGGCAAACUGCAUUCUUAAUUGAUUUAUUUGGCCUGUUAUUUGCAGCUACCAAAGAAUAUGAAAUCGCAAAUUACAAAUAAAUUAAAAAUUGAUAAUAAAAUAAAUGUCCAGAUGAUAAUUAUUUUGCCGAAUGACAAAUAAAAUACCAAACCGAACCGAACAUGCAGAUUAUCACAAAAUUGUACUAAAUGCAUGACGACAAAGUAAACAAAAUGUUUGUCACACUAACUAACACUAUACUAGAUGUAUCAUCCAAAGAAUGCCAUAUAUUAUCUCUUUCUGUUCCUCUAUCUCAAAAUAGAAUGCGCCAAAUGAUCUCAUGCUCGGGUUUAUUUGCUUGACGAAGAAGGAAUGAAAUGAGCGCUCGACAAUUAAAAAACUAUUGGUUUUGCAAUAUAGUUAUUUUUAUUUAAUUUCUAUUUCAUACCGCUCCCGCUUGACACCGUCUUUUUAAAUGGAUAGAAUUUUUAUUUUUGUUUUCUCGCCCACUUUGUUUAUGUGUAUAUAUCUAUAAGUGCAUUAUGAUUCCAUGUACCUAAUUUUAUUGAUUUAUAUUACUUACAAUGUUAAAGUUCGAAAAAUUGUAUUUGCGGCGGCAUACGUUAUCAGACAAAAGAGAGAGAAAAACAGAGAGUUAACUCAAUAUACGGUCACUAUAUUCAUAAACAAUGGACUGUGUCUCCUUCUCAUUGAUUUGGGGGUCAUCAAUUGAACUCUCUGAAUAUUUGAUAUUGGCGCCAAUUCCACUCGAUGUUACGUCGAUUCAAGUGUAUCGAAUGAAAAGAAGAUAUUUUUAGAAAUUGUUCUUUUUUUUGGUUCAAUUAUCUCUACGCGCAAAUUGCAAUGAUCCCUGAUUUGAAUGUGACCGAUGUCGAUUGGUUGAAUCGCACUCGUACUUUGGCAUUUUGUUUCGGCAAAACAGAUAAAAUUUAUAACAAAUGAAUAUUUGUCAGCAAAUUAGGUAGCAUAACGUUAACGUUUCCUUUUUUCUAGACUAAUUGCAAUGUUAUUUGGUUUGUUUCGAUAUCGAUAUUUACCGUAUUCAAUGUACCAGUACCUAUAUUUUAAAACGAAUAUUUAUGUAUUUUAGAAAUCAUUAUAUUUAUAUUUAAUUGUGUAAGUGAUGCUAAACAAAUAUUUUUGGUUAUCCUACAGCACAUCAUUCGAAAUCGCUUUAAAAAAAACAAUGAAAUGAUUUGUUCCAUUUUGGAGAUAUUGUAAUUUUUGUUUGUUUGAAGAAAAAAAAGAAGCGCUUUCCAGGCUAUUGUUUUCGUUUUAGAAAAAUGAGCAUUAGUCUUUUGUGUCACAUAUGGAUGAUGUGAAACGAUUGCUACAAAGCAUUUUAAUGCGUAAUUGAUAUAAUCGAAUGCUUUGAGGUUUUUUUUUAAGUUUUACGAUUGAUUUGUGUGUGAUUCAAUAAGAUAAUCAAUUUUACUGUAUACUCACUGAUCCUUUUUUUACCCCUCCAUCAAGUACGAAACAAAACAAAAAAAAAAGCAAAAUCCAAAUAUACUAUCAAACUGUGUACAAC
This is a messenger RNA of Contarinia nasturtii (swede midge), 3861 nucleotides long. RefSeq names its product ARL-6-interacting protein 1 homolog (gene Arl6IP1). The record is from RefSeq and is a predicted model, not a curated record. Lineage: Eukaryota; Metazoa; Arthropoda; Insecta; Diptera; Cecidomyiidae. The transcript is spliced from 3 exons. The coding region runs from base 215 to 811 and encodes 198 amino acids.